AUGCGUUUUUAUAUUGCCUUGGUCGCAGCCUUUGCCGGCGUCUCUUUUGCGGAUAUGCACUACAGCUGCACCUGCCACAAUGGCGAUAGCUACAACUGGCGAAUCACUAGCCCUGCUUGCUCAUUUUACGCACCCGAUCGCCCUGCGGACGUCUCUUAUGUCACGGACACGGGCCGCUGCACAUCUGCAUCUGGUAGCCAGAUCGAUGGUGACUCGUGGCAAGCGGCCUGCCAGAAGAUUGCGACAGAGGGCUUUGACUGUGCUGACGGUCAGGGCAAGUGCUAUGCAGAGUCGAGUGAUGUGACCGGCUCUUGUGAUUAA
Messenger RNA from Cryphonectria parasitica EP155, 321 nucleotides. RefSeq lists its product as uncharacterized. NCBI's taxonomy places the organism in Eukaryota, Fungi, Ascomycota, Sordariomycetes, Diaporthales, Cryphonectriaceae. The transcript is spliced from 3 exons. The record is from RefSeq and is a predicted model, not a curated record. Bases 1 to 321 code for a protein of 106 amino acids.